CCUCAUUCACUUCUCCUCGACCCGCCACUGCCGCCACCCUCUGAAUACGACCCUCUACUCUAUAAUCUGCCAUCUGCCGGAUAUUCUAUAAAUACAUACAUACCACAGUCGUUCCUAUAUAGGUUAUAGCGGGCUGGAAACAUCUAUCGCCAUAAUAUUCCUGCGACUUAAUAUCCCCCAAUUUGUUCAUUCUUUUUUUUGCGCCCCUCCAAUCCUCUGGGAGUCCUUCCGUUGCGACUUGCGGCUUCCCCAAUAUCCGGUCUUUCACCUUCCUUUAAUUUCCAGGCAUCUGCCGUUCAAUUCACCAUGGCCGAUGACCUUGACGCAGAACUCCUCGCUCUAGCGGGUGACUCCUCUGACGAGGAAUCUCCUGCUGUUAGGAAGGACAGAGUCCCCUCUCCGGCAUCUUCUUCUUCUUCCCAUUCACAACAUAAUUCGUCAGCUAUGGCGCGCAAAGGCACUGCUAGAGUCAUCAAGCGAAACCGACAGUCUCGGAGGCUGGAUGUGGAGGACGGUGAAUUAUCCGCCGCUGAGUCUCAUCACUCCCUCCAAUCUGCCAGCAUGUCUGAAUCAGAAUCAGAUUCGGAUGCCUCGCCUCCUGCCGACGACGACAGCCCAAUAUUUCCUUACGAGAAGCUAUAUUACUCUGCUAAGGAUAAAGAAGAAAUCAUGGCCAUGCCAGAGAUUCAGCGUGAACAGAUUCUUUCUGAGAGAGCCCAGGAGGUCGACCGUCAUAACCAGGAUCUUGCCCUUCGCCGUCUUCUGGCAUCCCGUGAACGGGAAGAAGCUCGGAGGGCGAAGAAGAAUAAACGCAAAGCGAGCGUGGCGGGACUGGAAGACGGUCAGCGGAAGAGCUCUCGUCAGAAGACUACGCUUGGAGGCCGUAAGGUCGGGGAGGCAUCAGGAGCGAUAGAGGCCUACAAGCGUCAACGUGAGCAGAAAGGUAGACGUGACGAGCGUCGUCUUCGAGAUUCGAAAACCAAGGAUCAACGACCUCUCUCAAGGGAUGAUGGCGUAUCCGAUGUCGAUGCAGAGGGUGAAAGCGAGGUUGAAUGGGAUGAUCGAGCGGAACGCUCGCCCUCUAUUCCCAAGGACGACCCCCCUGCUGAAUUACGAGAUAUCCAACGUGCACGUGUGGGCCGGAGUAACUUUGCACAGGUCUGCUUCUAUCCUGGAUUUGAUGAUGCGAUUUCUGGCUGUUUCGUUCGAGUCAAUAUCGGCCCGAAUAGGGAGACCGGUCAAAAUGAAUAUCGUCUCUGCCAGAUCAAGCGCUUUACCGAAGGGCGACCUUAUGCUAUGGAGGCCCCUAACGGCCGGUCAUUUGUCACAAACCAAUAUACGGUGCUUGCACAUGGGAAGGCAGAACGCGAAUUUCCUUUCAUAGCCUGUUCUGAUUCCGCUUUUACAGAGGCGGAAUUCAACCGGUACCGUCAAACAAUGGCGGUUGAGGACUGUAAAAUGGCAACAAAGUCGAUGCUUGCUGCGAAAGUUGGGGAUAUCAACCGGCUGCUCAAUCACCAAUUUACGAAGGAAGAGCUAGACGAAAAGCUACGCAAACAAGGAUCGUUAGACAGCAAGAUGAAGGUAUUUAAACGCAUGGAGCUGGAAAAAACCCUCAAAAUCGCCAAAGCUGCCGGAGAUGAUGACGAAGUGGAGAGGCUGCAAGUUAAACUCGCGGAAUUGUCCACACCCAAACUUGCGUUCGGCACUUCGCUGUCCAAGCCCCAGCAAGCGAAACGAACGGAGCAGGAGCGCCUUGCCGAGAUCAACUUACGGAACCAGAGGCUCAAUUAUGAAAAUGUCCGACGUGCUCAGUUGGAGGAGAAGAAAGCUAGUCGUAAGGCAGCGGUAGCGGUUGCUCGAGGAGAGGCUCCUCCAAUGGAUCCAUUCAUGCGUGUGAGGACUCGGGCCAAGACACACUAUGAUGUUAAUGGAACGAAGCCAGAAGACAAUCGCAGCCGGAACGGAACACCGAUAACUACAACUGACUCGGAGAACACGAUCACACCUAGGAGGAGUGCUACGCCGUUGAGCGCUGCGAAGAAGCAGUCGAAGGGCAUUGCUGUGAUUCGUCAUCGGAAUAUGGAUGAUGAGAACAUUGCAGCUCUUGAUUUGGAUAUUGAUAUCGACAUCUGAUCUAAAAAGUCUUCACGUUGAUCGAGUUGCACUAGAAUCUACGGGCGCGCCAGCGAAGUGAUUUGCUAUGGUUUCCUCUCUUUCAUGCUGGAAUAGGGUGAGGUGUCGGUAUUGGGCAAAAUGCCGCUUGCUAUUCUUCAUACUGAAUUAUUAAAUGACGAGAUAGAGGGCAAGGAGUUAAUGCGUGUACGUAGACCGCAGUCUUCAAAUGGAAGGAUUGCCAAUGGCCUUGCAGAGGUACAGUAAUCUCAAGCUGUCGCCGGCAGCUUUUUAAUCUCUGGAGCAGCAUAUGUCUCUCUCUUCCUCGUGGCUACACUGCGUACAGCGUAGGUGUCCUCAUCUAAACCGCGCUGUACGACAGGAGAGGAGGCAGGUUUCCGCGACUUGAUUCUUGAUCGCUCUCUGUCUGGGUCGUUUGAGAAUGUCAAGGACUGCGUGCUUCCUAGACCACGUGACACAGUGUUGCCAACUUACGAUCUCAUUAUUCUCACCAUUCUCUGCGUUCUUCAAUAUUUUGGAAUAUCC
Molecule: messenger RNA, 2661 nt
Organism: Monascus purpureus
Lineage: Eukaryota; Fungi; Ascomycota; Eurotiomycetes; Eurotiales; Aspergillaceae
Source: the annotation of a GenBank genome assembly